Molecule: messenger RNA, 663 nt
Organism: Aspergillus viridinutans
Lineage: Eukaryota; Fungi; Ascomycota; Eurotiomycetes; Eurotiales; Aspergillaceae
Exons: 3
Coding region: 1-663 (220 amino acids)
Source: RefSeq, a predicted model, not a curated record
AUGCAAGCGGACAUUACUGACAACCAUACCUACUACUUACUAAGUGGCUCAAUCAUCGACCGGGAAUUGGAAAAGUUGAAGCAAUCAUUGCUGGGAAAACUUGACGAGCUGACCGCAUACACGAAGCGAGGUCACCCAUUGCCUGUGGGCAAACGCUUUCUCUCCCAGAUUCAAAAGGCCAGGACCAACCGUCAGCUAGAGUCACUAAGAUAUAAGCUCCUAUUCCGUGAAUUCGAAGAAAAAGAGGAAAGGUUCUAUACGGUGAAAGGCCUCGAGCAAGCCAUAUCGGCGAUGGAAACUUCCCGCGAUGAAUUUGCAGCCGCCGAGAUCAUCGACCAGAUGGAAGCGUAUUAUGAGACAGCAAUUGUGACGUUUGUCGACAAUGUCGCAACUCUAGGCAUCGAAAAUUGUCUUCUUGACCCUCUGCAACAUAUAUUUACCAGCCAGGUUGUCAAUAAUAUGGAUGAUGACCAGAUCCGAGAACUUUCCAUGGAACAGCCUUAUAUACAUGAAGAACGACUACGGUUAAGCCGCGAGCUCGACAAAUUGCAAGCUGGCCUACGGCCUCUCAGCGUCUUGAACACUCAGAAGCCGUCACUGAGUAAUCCACCACUAUUGGGCAAGCUCCAGAGUCCUUGCAUGAAGAAUUACAUUAUAACCUGA